Gryllus bimaculatus (two-spotted cricket) is the source of this 1542-nucleotide messenger RNA. Lineage: Eukaryota; Metazoa; Arthropoda; Insecta; Orthoptera; Gryllidae. The record is from the annotation of a GenBank genome assembly.
AUGGUGAAUCGAAGAGAAUCUCCACGUAUCAUGAGUAGAGCUCUGAUACCCCCAACGCGUCGAAAAGCAGUGACAAAAAGCACUAUCCGGGAAGGACGUGGAGGCUGCUUGCCAUCGAGGCUGAAUCGGGGACUGCGAGACUUUCCGGGAACGCGCGGGUGGCCGCUGAGUGGCGGGAGCACGCGGUGGGGGCGGGCUGCUUCUGCCGAGCUCAUUGUGAAGUGUAUGAAACAGUCAUAUACUAUUCCUGUAGAAACAAGAGAAAAUCACCAUUGUUCAAGUUUUAAAUAUCAAAAAAUUGCAGCACGUGUCCGUGAUCCCAUUCCAGGCGCCCCUCUCAUGCGACCAGACACUAGCAAACUGGGCGUUCCAGAAUCAGUAAGACGGUGCCUCGAGAGUUGCUGGGACGAAGAGCCAGACACACGACCAGACAUACGUUUCGUAAGAGUGAAACUCAAAGAAAUGCAGGCGGGUUUGAAGCCUAAUAUUUUUGAUAAUAUGCUUGCAAUAAUGGAAAAAUACGCCUACAAUUUAGAAGGAUUGGUUCAAGAACGAACGAACCAACUCACUGAAGAAAAGAAGAAAACUGAUGCUUUGCUGCACCGUAUGUUGCCCAAAACGGUUGCUGAAUCUCUGAAACGAGGGGAUCCAGUAAAAGCAGAGAGUUUUGAGUGUGUCACCAUAUUUUUCAGUGACAUUGUUGGAUUUACAGAAUUGUCAGCAGUGGUGGAUCUUCUUAACGACUUGUAUACUUGUUGUGACUCCAUAAUUUCUCAUUACGAUGUCUAUAAAGUGGAAACAAUUGGGGAUGCAUAUAUGGUAGCAUCUGGUCUUCCGGUUCGCAAUGGAGAUAGACAUGCUGGAGAAGUUGCUUCUAUGGCAUUACAUCUACAAGCUCAGAUGUGCCAAUUUGAAAUUCGACAUAGACCCGGUGAAACGUUGCAAUUACGUAUAGGUAUUCACUCUGGACACUGUGUAGCAGGUGUAGUGGGUCUCAAGAUGCCACGAUAUUGUCUGUUUGGAGAUACUGUUAAUACUGCAUCUCGCAUGGAGUCAACUGGAGAACCAAGCCAAAUACAUAUCUCUGAGACAACGCAUUCCUUAUUGCAACGAUUAGGUGGUUACAUGUGUGAAGAACGUGGACUCACGUACAUUAAAGGGAAAGGAGAAAUGCAGACAUAUUGGCUUUUAGGUGAAGAUCCUGAUCAAAGACUUUCACGUUUGCGUGCCAGUUCCAAUGUGUACUUCCAUCCUGUAGCAAAUUGUGUUCCAACUCUCGAGACACCAGAUUUGAUUCGAUGUGACACUAUGUCACCACUGUUGCUACAAAAUCCUGUUCCUUACAAGCACUGUCAAUACUUGCGUCAAAGAGCCUUAUGUGCUGUGGAAAGUAGCUUAUCUGCUGGUGACCUGCCAUCUCCUUCAAGACCUACACUUCCCGUUCUUAUUCAGUGUGCGGAACAGGUAGAAAGAAGAGGUCAUCAAUCUGCCCCCUCCAUCACAUUUUGUGAUACAACGGUGGUUCUUGUUGAAAUUAAUUAA